CCCCCUCCAUCUCCCAGUCUGUGUCAACGUCGAGCACAGAGUAUAUAAUGGGACACUGAGUCGCCAUUCGAAGCAGUUCUUGCAGUCCCAAAGUCAAGAUGCAAGCACGAAACCUCCCUUUGGCGCUCCUGCUGGUGUGUUGGGCCAUUGCGUGCUGCGAAGCCUCUCUGUUCAUUGGUGGACUAGUGGGUGGCUUGGCGGUUCUAAAGGGCGCGGCGCUGGUCGGUUAUGCGGUGGGGCGUCACCAGCGUAACAACAGGGGACACUACCACGGCCGUUCUCACUAUCGCGGAGGCUAUAAUGGGAGAAGGCACUAUCGCUACGGCCGCUCCGUCGAUCCCGACACCGAAGAAAACGUUGAUGAAGGCAAGAACAUGCUCCUGUCCACCGUGGGGCAGCUCGAUCCCGACGGAUGCAUCCUCAAAAUGCUGUGCCACCUCCAGACGAGGAGUCACUACAGCCUCACACCAGAGGAGAACCUCCUCGUCGACAUGUUCUCCAACAACACUGAGACCAUGUCCUCCUACAACGCCGCCUUCGUUUACGCCACGGAUGUCGGCACCAAGACCCGCGACCCGUCCGUCUGCAACGGACUCUUCCCCAAAUGUUCCCUCAAGGAAGAGCAGCUGAGCGGCCUUCUUCGGAGAGUCUGGGGCUGCGCUUCUAGCCUCUUCCGAGAAGACGUUGAGCGCGAGGACGACUUCAAUGCCACUCCGCCCAUGGAGCAACCCGUGGUCGAGGAACGGCCUGUCGAUGAGGAACCUCGAGAGGAACAACAAACCCUGGACGAAGAGCAGCCCAUAGUUGACUAUGUUGAUGACAAAGAAUUGCCCACUGAUGACGGAUUGUCCCUGGAAUCUAAGCUGCCUCUGCUGGAUGAAAUGCUCCUUGAUAACGGAAAGCCCCUGGUUGAGCUCCCCCGAAAAAACAAAAUGUCCAUGGAUGAACUGGUGUCCCUAAUUAUGGAAUAAUCAAUUUACAAUACUGCCUAAGAUCGGUAACUAUGUGUUAGAACAAUAUAUUCAUAGAAACAAAUUGC
Penaeus indicus is the source of this 1039-nucleotide messenger RNA. RefSeq lists its product as uncharacterized. The transcript is spliced from 2 exons. The record is from RefSeq and is a predicted model, not a curated record. The coding region runs from base 99 to 971 and encodes 290 amino acids. NCBI's taxonomy places the organism in Eukaryota, Metazoa, Arthropoda, Malacostraca, Decapoda, Penaeidae.